AAAUAAAGGAUAUAUCCGCGAUUUGGAUGAAUUGAAGGUCAUUCCGCAAAAAUUAUAGGGUGGAAAUCUACUGAAUGGAAUUACAAGUUGGAAACCAAGAAAAGGAAAAGUAGGUCGACUAGCAGGACAAUAAACCGAUAGGCUCUGCAUUGUUUCCAAGCCACGUGGUGGUGAUUACACCGUGAAAUGCCAGUGCGUCAGUUGUGGCCACAUAUCGAUCCCGUAAGUUUCCAUUCGGUGGCGACCUCCUCUGCGUGCGCACCCUUUUCAUUUUGGUUAUUUACCAAGCACCCUUAGGCCGAGUCAGGAGAACUUUGGAGAACGUGCAAAUGGUGGGAAGGAAAUCGAGAAAGUAUAGAUAACAAGAAAAUCAAAUCGGGUGGACCGAUGCUGAUAAGUGCGCGUAACUAUACUAAGAAGCUUACAGAUUUGAACGAAGAGUAACGACGCAAAAAUAGAGCAUUUUGAUUGACAUUUAAUAAGACGGAUAGAGAAAAAUAUAGAAAACGUAGUGAGGAAUACAUAAAUAGAAAUAUAGAAACGUUAGUGAAAUAAAAGUUCCGUUUUUGAAAAAAAGAAGAAAAAUAGAAGAAAGUAGUAUAAUAAGUGAAAGAAAACAGUUUGCCAGCUAAAGCAAACGAAGGGGAAGAAAAGUAACAUAACUCCAAUGUAUUACGGUCCCCCUCGCGAAGUUACAGAAAUAUGUCGUUACCACGAGAAUGGUGCCUGCAGGAUUCGGUCGAACGUGACGCUGUCGCACCGACGACAGCGUCGCAGGAGAUGGUCGGCACGACUGUCAUCGACGAAAAUAUGAAUCAACAAAAUCAAUUGGGGUCCCUUUUAUCUAUACAUUCAGCGCCCGUCUUCGAUUUGAGUACAGGUGUGCCAUCGCCUAAGAGACCAGCCUCUUUAGCCGUCCAGGCGACAGCAACCUCAACGCCAGUUGUGCCACCGCAUCUUCAAAGUCCAGAGACGAUAGAGGACGAAGAUAACGACAAUCUCUUGACUAUAUCAAGUCUCACGGCCAGGCCGUUGAUUGCCAAAUCUCGAGAACUUCGAUCAACUAAAAACUCUAAUACGAAAAAGAAAAAACCUAAAAAAAACGAAACGAAAAAAAAAUCAAGAAAUAUUACAUACGUUCCAUUAGAUGGUGGUUACGGUUGGAUUAUCGUAUUCGGAGCGUUUUUCGUUCAGUUUUGGGUGACUGGACUUAUGAAAUCUUAUGGAGUGUUAUAUGUUGAGGUGAUGGAAACGUUUAAGGAUUCCUCAGCGUCUGUCGCUUCUUGGAUACCAGCUAUUUUAUCUUGUCUUUGUCUCGCACUUGCUCCAGUGACGAGUAUGUUGUGUCAGAAAUACAGCUGUCGAGCUGUCGUUUUCGUCGGUGGAUUGUUUUGCGCUUUAGGAUUAACAAUAAGUUAUUUUGCCACGAGCUUGAUACAUCUCUUUUUUACAUUCGGUGUUUUGACAGGAAUUGGUGGUGGUCUCUCGACAACACCAGGUAUUAUCCUCGUUUCUCAAUAUUUCGACAAGCAUCGUGCUCUAGCAAAUGGUAUAUGUGUAUCUGGUACAGCAGCUGGUAGUUUCGUAUUUCCACUUCUAAUCAAGAUUCUAGUGGAUAAUUUUGGUUUUCACGGUACCAUUCUCCUACUUGGUGGUUGCAUGUUGCACGUGUGCGUGAGUGCAACUCUAUAUCGGCCUUUAGAGAACAACUACGCGCCGGAAGAUUUGAAGAUACCAGAGAAAGAGGAAAAGGUCGAAUAUACAAAGGAAUUAGAGUCAGCAAAACAACAAAAGUUAGAUUUAAUAUUCGCUAAUGACUCGACUGCAAAGCAUAAUCUGUUGAACGAAUUAUUUCAUCAGAAUAGUGUGGUGGCGGUCGAACUGACAGACAGCGACGAAGAGAAGGACGUGAUGGGUGAAGGCCUCCAGAUGAAACCAAUCUCGAAAAUACGUAGUUCAAGUAUAUUGCACAGUGUCGAAGAUUUGUCGACCGAUUCCACGUGUGUGUACAAGGCCAGGUCAUCGUUAAGAUCACUAAAGUCAUCGAUUACGGUGGUAUGUCCAGAGCGAACUUCAAUUCCUCAAAACGAAGCACAACUGCCGGAGGAAAAGAAAACAUUAAUGCAGAGGAUAACACAAUAUAUCGAUUUAUCUCUAUUGAAAAAUCCUCAAUUCAUCAUGAUGUGCUUUUCCGUUAGUCUGAUGUCGACUGGAAGUCCAUACAUGCUCUAUUAUCUUCCGGCAUAUGUGCAUGCUGCUGGUUAUACGAAGUCAGAAGCUGGGUAUCUGGUAGCUAUUUCCGCCGCGCUUGAUUUAUGUGGAAGAUUAGGACUUGGAUGGCUUUCAGAUUUAAAGCUUUUCGAUCGACGGAAAGGAUAUAUCGGAAGUGUUGUGGGUGCUGGUGUAGCAGUACUGGCAAUUCCAAUGGCCCAUUCUUUCUAUGUGCUGGCAUGUUCCGUAGGCAUGUACGGAUUAUGCUUGGGCUGUUGGUUUCUUUUGGUUCCCGUCCUUCUUGCAGACCAAUACGGAACUGAUAAAAUAUCUUCUACUUACGGUCUUGUUAGGAUGUUCCAGAGCGUCGGAGCAAUUUCUAUUCCGCCUUUAGCAGGAUACCUACGCGAUGUAACCGGAAGUUACUCCGUAUGUUUUCUAUGCAUGGGCACAUGCAUGGUUAUGGGAGGUCUACCUCUACUUCUGAUUUUUAACGAAGUAUCAAAUUCAUCGAAGAUGACUGUUAAUAAUGUCAAGAACAGUAAUUGUCAAGGAGAAGCGAUUGCAAAAAAAUAAAGAUAUUUUGCGAAUGUGAUUGAAUGUGUAAUAGAAAUCUAAUAAAUCACCACAUUUGUCGCUACAAUUAUUCCACUAUGAUGUAUUAAUUGGUUCAGUGUAUUCGAAACGUUUACAUAAAAUACCUCGUUUGCGGCAGAGAAUGAAGAAUUGCGGCAGAUCCUGCGAUGAAAGAAAUAAUCUUAGUAGGAAAUACAUAUUUUUCAUACAAACAGAUGUAAUUAAACACAGUGAUCUUUAAUAAAAAUUGUAUUCUUUUCAUUAA
Molecule: messenger RNA, 3052 nt
Organism: Apis florea (little honeybee)
Lineage: Eukaryota; Metazoa; Arthropoda; Insecta; Hymenoptera; Apidae
Gene: Sln
Product: monocarboxylic acid transporter silnoon
Biological process (GO): transmembrane transport; monocarboxylic acid transport
Molecular function (GO): monocarboxylic acid transmembrane transporter activity
Source: RefSeq, a predicted model, not a curated record